AUGAAUUCGUCGCAUUUGCAUGCCAUGCCCUUGAAACAAUUGAAAAGAUAUAUCAGCGCUUAUAACUUACCGGCUAAAGGCGCUAUUGAGAAAGACGACCUUGUACGUAUCAUUAUAAAUACUCGGCCCAUUUCUAAUACCAGCGAAGUUUAUUUUCGAACACAUCGAGCGACGCUUACAUCAGCUCAGCAGCAGCAACAGCAGCAGCGGCAUCAUCAGGGACAACAACCCUAUGAGGAAAAUACAGCGGCGUCAUCGUUUUCUAAUUUUAUCAACGACAUUUUUGGAGGAGGAGGGACGAGUCAAAAGAGGCAACAAGAAGAACACAAUCGACGACAACAGCAACAGCAACAGCAACAGCAAGAAUAUUUGAGACAGCAGCAGCGUCAGCAACAAGAAGCCUAUAGGCAACAAUAUGCUCGGCAACAACAGCAAGAGCAAAUUCGGCGACAACAGCAACAACAACAACAACAACAGGAACAAGAAGAGCAACGAAGGAGAAGGCAGCAACAAGCUGAGCAACAACAAUACAGACCAUCACCACCUUCAGUUCGUAAAGAUGACAUGCUCUCGCUAGACGACCUGAUCCGCUCCAAGAUUGAACCCGGUUCCUUGUCCGUACGGACACUCAAGUCGAUUCUCAAAGCCAAUUUCGUAGAACAAUCGCAUGUGUUGGAAAAAUCCGACUUGGUGUCACGCGUCGAACGACUAGCGAACGAACGGAAAAAGGAAUUGGCAGACAGGGAAGGAGGAAGUGCGGCUGUUUCAGACGAUUCACUAUGUCGAAUUUGUUGCGACAGUCAACAGAACUGUGUUUUUCUCGACUGUGGACACAUGGUUACUUGCAUGGAUUGUGGAAAGCAGCUCGUGUCGUCCAAGAAUGAGUGCCCUAUCUGUCGUGAGCCAAUACUGAAGCUUGUGCACGUAUUCCGCUCUUGA
This is a messenger RNA of Zychaea mexicana, 939 nucleotides long. RefSeq lists its product as uncharacterized. The coding region runs from base 1 to 939 and encodes 312 amino acids. The record is from RefSeq and is a predicted model, not a curated record. The transcript is spliced from 2 exons. NCBI's taxonomy places the organism in Eukaryota, Fungi, Mucoromycota, Mucoromycetes, Mucorales, Lichtheimiaceae.